This is a messenger RNA of Eimeria mitis, 867 nucleotides long. RefSeq lists its product as uncharacterized. NCBI's taxonomy places the organism in Eukaryota, Apicomplexa, Conoidasida, Eucoccidiorida, Eimeriidae. The transcript is spliced from 2 exons. The record is from RefSeq and is a predicted model, not a curated record. Bases 1 to 867 code for a protein of 288 amino acids.
AUGCUCCUACUGCUCCUCAAGGAACUCACGGGAAGACUAUCUGCAGCUGAUUCUGGCUCGCUUGAUUCCUCGAGACUUGAAGAUCUCCUCCGUCGGGUGGGGGCGCUCAAGGGCGUUGCAUAUAAUGUCUUAGCCUUGGCCUCGCAGCGGCUGCUGAAGCAGCUGCUGCUGCCUUCUGUGGCUGCCCGUGUUGAUGCACUCCGCGCCCAGCUGCAACAACUGCAGCAGCAGCAGCAACAACAGCAGCAGCAGGUUCUGCGCGAUGAGCUGCUGCAGCUGCCAGAGGAACUCGGGGGAUAUGGCCUCCUCGCCAAUCUCUUUAAGGACCCGCAGGUGGGGUCUGUGGCGCAGGAGAUGAUGCUGCGGAGACAGCUAUUAGGGCUAGACAUCCAGCUGCAGCAGCAGCAGCAGGGGUCACUCCCGUUCACAUGGAAAAGAGCGCUUGAGGAGGGCCCUGCAGCAACAGAGAAUGCAGGGAUAUUUGCUGCUGUCUCCAGCAUAGAGGAGCUGCAGCAGCAGAUGGGGCCGCUGCUGCAGCAGCUAGCACAGCAGCAGAAAGCACUCAAACAAGAAGCUAAAGGCGUGCUGAUGCUGAGUCUUCCCCUUUCCAAUGCAAAGCCAGGUGCUACAGCAUCGGAUGCAGCGGCUGUCGAGGCAGUAGCAGCAGCAGCAGCAGCUGCUGCUGCUGCUGCUGCUUCUACCUCCCCGGAGGCUGCUGCUGCACUUAAGAAGCUCCACAGCCUCCGCUUGGUGUUGCCGACGGCCAACGGAGACGCGCAGCAAGUAUCACUUGUGCUGCAACAGGAGCAGCAGCAGCAGCACCACCAGGAGCAGCUGCAGCUAAAGGAGGACCCGGUGCAGCGGUAA